This is a messenger RNA of Hypoxylon trugodes, 1419 nucleotides long. RefSeq names its product nuclear pore complex assembly-domain-containing protein. Lineage: Eukaryota; Fungi; Ascomycota; Sordariomycetes; Xylariales; Hypoxylaceae. The transcript has 2 exons. Bases 163 to 1080 code for a protein of 305 amino acids. The record is from RefSeq and is a predicted model, not a curated record.
AGCUUAAGCUCUUUUCUCCGACAAUUUACCGGCGCAUCUCUCAAUUCAAUUCCAUGUGCCCAUUCCGUUUUCUUUCUUCUACAAUUCAAAUACCAAAGAAUCACUAAAGUUUCGCUUUGAAAUACCGAAGUUUGCUUAAUUAAACCUACGAUCGAAAUCAGAAUGCUUCAGCCUUCCGAGUUUGACCGUUUUUUCGGCACUCUUAAUCCCUUUCCAUACGAUCGCCCUGCGAUUCAACAAGUCGAAGCCUCCCGUAGAAGUCUAGAGGGAUCUUUAUUCAUUGAUCGGGUUUUAAAAGCUCUCAAUUUAUCCAGAACUACUAGUCACUAUCCCCCAAAGAACAAGGAGGCCCUUCGACAGCUCUAUAUCCAGAUUUGCGAGAGCAGAAGCGCGACGAUUCACCACAAAAUAUCAGUAGUCUUCUAUCUCCUCCUUGACAUUGACGCUCGAAAUGAUACCCAACAGGCCGAAUCCUUUGCUCAGCGUGCCAGUAUGCCGAAUAAAUAUAGGAUAUUUAUGAAAGGCUUAUGGGAAAUGGAUGCGCAGCAUUUUGACGUCGCCUUACAAUACCUUACGCACCCUUCGCUAGAACCGGACUUCGUCGACGAUAUAAUUACCGUCCUCAUUCGCCACGCCAAAAACGGCGACUACACCCUACCUCUCGCCUACUACCAUUCUGUUCAACCCAUAAUUCAGUCAUCCACAGCAUUAGAACUGCUGUUCGGGGCCCUUGCAAAGUCCAGUGUCAUUGAUGCAUUCCAAUUCACACGAUCACAUUCCGAUAUUAUGCGUCACCAACUAUUUCAACGCCUAGUUCUAUCCGUGCUAGAGUCUCCGCGGAACGAUGAAUCGGCCGAGAGAGCACGUGAUUUAACAAGCUUACCAUUCGAUGCGGAGGAAGAGGAAUGGUUCAAGGAGUGUUUGGAAAGUGGUGAGGGUAAGAGAUUGGCAACAGCCAAGGACACCCUCCUUAUGCGCAAAAUUGCUACGGGGCAUGUUGGGUCUGGAGGCGAAGCAGGUACUUGGGCUGUUGUCUUGGAAGGAUUUAAGACAGGGAGCGGAGGGCGUGCUCAAGCUUAAUCCAGCCAGAUCCAUUGAGCCAGAAUUUGAUUUCUUGAGGAAUGCAUAGCACCGGCGUUAAGGAUUUGCUGGACUUAAUAUCUUUGUUGGAAGUUGGCAGCGUCACGUUUCUAGGCUUUUCCCGGCAAUUAAAUCCUGUUUGCCAAAGCAGGCUGCAUUUUUCGAGGUCCGAGACAAAACAGAUCGGAAGUUAUUUUUAAAGUUCGGCAUAUCCCCCAUACUUAGACAAAUUCCGAUGUUCAAUUCCGGAGCCACAUGCAUGCUAGAGAUUCCUCAUUAUACACGGCUGUGUACUUCAGCCUACCUAGGUACCUAAUAUUACAGAUUUUUACUACCUCA